Molecule: messenger RNA, 446 nt
Organism: Arachis ipaensis
Lineage: Eukaryota; Viridiplantae; Streptophyta; Magnoliopsida; Fabales; Fabaceae
Source: RefSeq, a predicted model, not a curated record
AUAUUUCUUUUUAUUUUAUAUAGAUUUUUCUGCUAAUUCAAUUAUGUUCUCCAUCUUAUGCAUUUUGGUUGAGGUGCUUGUAGCUUGUAUGAAAAUUAUUAAAUAGUUUGUUGGUAUGUGAUAUAUGUAUCAUGCAGGGGAUUCUGAAACUAUGAAGAUGUUUGAAAGAACAAAUUUGACAAACAAUCAACUCAUUCAUUAUCGAUAUGUCCCUGUAGAAAAAUGGUUGAUCUUAAUUGGUAUUGCUCCUGAUUCCCCUGAGAAGCAAUGUAUCAUAUCAUCAAAAGAUACACUCAAGGAUUCCAAGCUGCAAGAUUACAUUGAAAAACAAAAAGUCUACUUUAAGAUGAUUGAUGAAUUUGAACUGAUAGACGAGAAAUUUGAAGUAGUUGAUGAACCGGAUGAAGUGAAAAAGACGUGAUCCAAGUAUAGCAGAUAGAAACUUG